AUGUCUGCCGAGGCGACCGUCCUACGCGGGCCUCUGCCGUCGGCACACGGAAACACAGCCUCGCCAACGCCGCGCGGCGGUGACGAGAGGUUCAGGUCCCUGCACGCCUCCCGAGAGCAGCAGAGGCGGGACAGCCAGUUGAGCUACUACCGCGAGCAGGAUAAAAGAGAGGGCCGGUCCCGGAGAGAUGAGGACAGAGACUCGACAAGGCCUUCAUCAUCAUCAACAUCAACAACAACAUCAUCAUCAUCAUCAUUUCCGUAUAGGGACAUUAUCAAGUCGGUGCUUUCCGUCAUGACGAGGAGCGACUUGUCUGCUUUGACUUCAGCUUCGGCUUCAGCUUCUUCAGAAAAGAACCCGGACAAGGAGCGUGAAAAGGAAAGAGACAUGAAGGACAAGAACAGGAACGUCGAGGACGUUGUCAGGGGGCUUGCCAUGGAGGAGUGGAACUCGCGGUGGCUGGACGAACUGGUGGCCAAAGUAAAGGGCGAGCUCAACGACACAGCCUCGGACCACAGCGUCUCGGAGAAUGGCCCUCCCACGCCCCUCUCAGACACAUCCUCCAAGGACUCCAUGAAGCGCUACCAGCCCACCGUCGAAGACUACGACGAGAGCGAAGACGAAGCCUCGUCCAUCUUCGAGCGCAGCUUCGCCGCCGCCGCCCAAGACGAAGAAGACGCCCAGCACAAGCCGCUCACCCGCACCUCAUCCUCGCUCUCCAACGCCUCCUCAGACAGCUCUUCCUCCUCGUCGUCGUACUCGGCUGCCUCGUCCGCGUCUUCGUCUCCCUCGCCCUCGGACAAGGACUCGGUGCCUUCGCCCCCGAGCUCCGUCUCCUCGUCCUCCCCUCCGCCCAGGCCGACCGUCCGGUUUGCCGACAAGCAGCCUCCCGUCAUCCACUACAUCCCCGAGCCGCCGGAGCCUGAGGAGCCCGAAGAAGAUCACGCGCAUGAACCCGAACGAGAACGAGAACGAGACCGAGACCGAGACCGAGACCGCGAGUACGAGCGCGAGCGUGAGCUUUACCGUGAGCCCGAACGCGAGUCCUACCGUGAGCCCGAGCGCGACCUCUAUCAGCCCCCUCUUCCUCCUCCUCCUUCUUCCUCCUCCUCCUCUUUGCACCAGAGACAGGGUCCCGCAUGGCCAGCGCUUUUCAACGAGAGAGACGAGCCGACGCCUGCACUGGGGCGGUUCCUGCGCGGCCUGGCAAACCACAUUAUUGCCGAGUACGCCCCCAUCGACUCGCUCGUCAUCACUCCCGACAAACUCUUCAAGUUUUACACCCGCUACCGCCUCGACAAUGAAUUCUUUCCCUUCCAACGCGUCUUCGACACCCGCUACCACAAGUCCCUCCGCGGCAUCUCCUUCCUCUUCACCGACCUCCGCUGCGAGCACCACCUCGUCCAGCACUCCAUCGCCUCCAAGCCGUGCAUCCCGGCCCUCACGCCCACCGGCUUCGAGGACUGGAUGACGCUCAUGAUCCGCGCGUUUCCCGACCGCGAGGCCCGCCGCCUGGACCUCGUCCUCGCCGACGUGCCCCUCUUUGCAGACGACCGAACCUCUUCUUCUCCUUCGCGAUCCCUCGGAGGAAGAGGACAGAGGUUGCCCCCAGAGCUCCCGCGCGAACUCUUUCCCGAAAGGGGCCACGCCCGAGCAUUCGACCUCUUGGCCUCCUCCUUUGCAGAAUGGAAGAGCAUCACCUCCGUCGUCGUCGUCCCCUCCGAGACAACCUCUUCCUCUUCUUCCCUGGCCCCUCCACCAACAUCAACAACAUCAUCAUCAUCAUCAUCUUCCUCCUCCUCCCAUCUCCAUCUGCACCCGGCCCACACAUACGCAUCAUCCUCCCUCAUCCCGCCCUCCCUCCAAAAACUUCCCCCGGCAGCCACAAAGGCCCUCAAGGAAGACACCCGCCGGCACAAAGACCCCUGCUACAUCGACCAGUCACGCAUCCGGCCUUCGUCCCUAAUCUACCCGUCUGCUGCUUCUUCUUCGUUGCCGUCUUCGCCUUCGUCUUCGUUUUUAAACACUUCUUCUUCUUCUUCUGCGGUAAUGCCUCCUUCGUUGGAUAGCAAGGGCGCAGACAGCAUUGUUGUUUCGUCUGCUGCAUCGUCGUCGUCUUCGUCGUCGGGUUCUUCCUCGGGUAGCUCAUCCUCGAGUUCGAAGCAUCGCUCUUCGAGGUCUCGUGAGCGCGAGUCUCGGCAUAGGAGCACCACCUCGGAGAGGUCCUCGCGUCCGAGGGAGCCUUCGCCGCCGAGGGAAGGGCGGAGACAUCAUAAGAGCAGGCGGUACAGAGACUCUUAA
Molecule: messenger RNA, 2301 nt
Organism: Trichoderma reesei QM6a
Lineage: Eukaryota; Fungi; Ascomycota; Sordariomycetes; Hypocreales; Hypocreaceae
Exons: 4
Coding region: 1-2301 (766 amino acids)
Source: RefSeq, a predicted model, not a curated record